Molecule: messenger RNA, 2302 nt
Organism: Rhineura floridana
Lineage: Eukaryota; Metazoa; Chordata; Lepidosauria; Squamata; Rhineuridae
Gene: NRG4
Product: neuregulin 4
Exons: 8
Coding region: 396-743 (115 amino acids)
Biological process (GO): animal organ development; epidermal growth factor receptor signaling pathway; intracellular signal transduction
Molecular function (GO): chemorepellent activity
Source: RefSeq, a predicted model, not a curated record
GGGAGGGACACGGUACAGAAGCUACCAUGAGGAUAUGACUGAAAAGGAACCUAAGCAGAUAAUACUCUCUCCUGUGGUUUCUUCACCACAAGACUUGGUCAGCACUUUAUACAGACAAGAAUGUUUUGACUGCCUGAGCACUUGACUGGCUUUCUCCAUCUGUACCCUGUGAGGGAUCCAGGAGGAGAAUCGCCACCUCUGUAAGGAUCAUCAAUAUCAACUUUACAUGGAUGAUUGUUUCUACCUAUCACCACAAGUAAAAGAUGAGUAAUUCCAGAAUCAGGAUACAUAAAGAAACAGAUCCUUCUUGGAAAAAUCAUCAUUUAUUUUAUUUAUGCAGGCAGUUUUCGAAGAAUAGCCUGUGAUCAAGAAAUACAAAUUGUGGUCAAAAUAAUAUGCGAACAGAUCAUGAAGAACUGUGUGGCAGCAGUUAUGGAUCUUUCUGUCUGAAUGGUGGGAUUUGUUACACAAUACCUACUGUUUCCAGUCCUUUUUGCAGGUGUGUUGAGAAUUAUACAGGAGCUCGUUGUGAGGAAAUUUUGCUCCCUAGCAUCAAGAGUCAUACAAGAGGUGAACUGUUUGCAGCUGUUUUGGCUUCAGUGGUCGUUCUGAGUGUCCUGGUAGCUGGUGCAUUCUUCUUUCUUUGCAGGAAGGGCCAGAUCCUACGUACCAGUUCAGUAGAGCGUGGUGACAAUCUGAUUGGGAGAAACAGCAGCAAUGGUUGCAAUAAGAUAACGGAAUAAAGAAAUCAAAGCAAGAAACUAUGGAGCAGCAACACGCAAAAUAGCCAUAGAAAAACUAAAACCAUGUUGGAGAAUAUGGUAAGAAGACUGAACAGAGAAGAUAUCCAAGACAAAUAGGUGUUGUAUAAAUCAGAGAAAAGUUGUCUAUUGAACCUAUCAGGACAGUAAUAUUUAAAAGAGAUCCUGGUUGCUUGAAAGAAAGAGGCAUUAUGUACAAAUGACUUAUUUGUGAAUUUUAGUUGUGUUUUUCCAACAUGUGUUUCAAACUAUUUUUGAUUUAAUUAUCUAAUAUGUAUUGAUAGGUAAUGAGAUAACAGGAUUCUAUUACACUGCAAUCAUGUUACUAGAAAGACUUAAUGUCAUCAUAGAAUUAGGGGAAGGAUGCAUAUCCAGUAGUCUGAAUUUCUAUUUAAGAUACCUGUCCAGAAGAAUUUUUUUGAACAUUGCAUGAAAACGAGAGCUGUGAACUAUGGAUGGAAGAUAUUUAGGCAUUUUUCUUUGAUAUGCAUCCCUAAUAUUAGACACAGGGACUUUCUUGAUUCUGUUCUUCCUGUCCUGACAUUUUCUUUAGAGAAACUUAUUGUGGAACAUAUAACCACUAAUUUAAACCUAAGAGUAGAGAACAGGGAGAAUUCCAGUCCCACUGAUCCAUAUUUAAAACAAAAUAUUUACCAUUGGCUUACACUGCCCUUGAAAAAUAGGGGGAAUUACUCAUUUUGUUCAUGUCCAAAUUUAGCACUCACCCUAGGAGACUCUAAUCAUGCUUGCAUAGAGUGGUUUCUGGAUGCUAUAAAGAAAAGAGAAUUGGUAUGGUUGACCAACGUAUAUGCCAUGAUGACAUGUAGAUAUAAGAAAAGUAAUGAUUGCUAGGAAAUGGGAGCUGAAAAAGCUGUUAUUCAAGAGAGUUGUCAUACUAAACGUUCUGAGCAGAAAAGCUAAUAUUUAUGUCAGUAAUAACAAAAAUAGCAAGUUCCUUGCCAUGAUAAACCAGGAGCCUUAUAAAACAGUACUAAAGGAGAGUAUCAUUGAUACAGCUGCUACAAUCAACAAGGAAAAAAAUACAGAACAGAAGUUUCUUCUUUGGAUAGAAGAAUAGUUGAAUUCAAUGAAGAAUCAGUUGAAAGGAAAAUUGUGAAAAAACAUACAUCCCUUAAGGGAUCCCUUAAGUCCUUAAGGGACAUCUCAUUGUUCUGUUUUUGGGAAAGAUAGUCCACACUUUCUACCAGAACAAACAGGAACAUUAUGGGAUGCAGAAUGAAGACCACCAAAUAACAACAUGUAGGCUUUGGUGGAAAAAAGAAUAAAACAUUAAAAUGGCUAUCCGAAAGCAAAAUAUGAAUGCUCACCAUAAAUCAACACUUAUUAUGCUGAAAAGCCCACUGCUUUUCUUGAAUACUACAUAACAUUCAUAACAGUCAAAUCAAUCUUUGGGUUCUUAAGGAAAGCACAUGUGAUAGAUGACUUGUGUUGUUUUAAUGAUAUUUGUUAACCACCCUGAAUUACAGUGGAGAGAUACUAAUUUUUUAAAAUAAUAAUAAUAAAAACAAUCUUCUAAUAAA